Blastocystis hominis is the source of this 567-nucleotide messenger RNA. RefSeq lists its product as hypothetical. The record is from RefSeq and is a predicted model, not a curated record. The coding region runs from base 1 to 567 and encodes 188 amino acids. Lineage: Eukaryota; Bigyra; Opalinata; Blastocystidae. The transcript is spliced from 5 exons.
AUGGAUUUGGAGUCUGAAAAACAAAUCCUCUGGGAAAAAUCGCAGGAGUUACUCAAGAAAAUCAACGAAAGUCGACGCGAAAUCGAAACGAUCACAGCGAUUGUAGGCGAAAAGAAACGAGAAAAGGAAGAGCUGGACGAGAUGCUCCAGACAAUUCCCCAGCAAUCUUUCCGAACCGUGUAUUUGAAACGCUUACAGGAGUUAUCGCAGCGCAAACAAACGCAGCAGAUCGAUUUGACGAACGUCUCCAAGUCCAUUGAACAGCUGAAUUUGGAGAUUAAGGACGUUGCGACGAAGGUGAAAAGCGCGGAGGGAACGAUCGAGUCCACGCUUCGCGCGGUUUUAGGGAACGAAACGGAAGGAUCCGAACUUUACAAUCAGUUUUACAAACUGAAGAGAACGGAUGAUUCCAUCACUUCGAUCGCAUUGCAGUUGAACAAGAUUGAUGUUCCUGUCAUUUGUAAAAAUACGGACUAUCUCAGACGGGAUAUUGAGAAAUUACAACAUGAGAACAAACUUCUAGCCGAUAAGAUUGCUCAGUUGGAAAAGGCAUUUUCUGUUUGUUGA